AUGUACUAUCCUCCUAAUACACCUGAAAAAAAUCCAGUAAUCACUAGAAGAGCGGAAUCACCAGAACGAUUCACGUUGCCGCCAAUUAGUUCAACAUCUCAUAUACCUACUCCAUUACCGUCUAUCGCUCAACAACAAAGAAGUCUAGAAACAGGUUUUUACGCAUUCUUGUCAGCUUCAGCUACUACAGCGAAAGCCGCAAAUCCUCCCCCUCCGCCACCACCACCACCACCUGCUGCCACUACCACAAAUUCUUCGUAUUCAUAUGCACCGUCCUACAUGAAUAAACAUAACACUGCUACUACUUACAACCAUACUUCUAACACAGCGCGAACACCAAAACAACAGGCAAAGCAUCAACAGCCUCAAUAUAAAGAAUAUGACUACUAUUCAAAACCUGAAUGGCCAAUGGUAGAAGACAAUCCCAAACAGAGAAAGAAACGUGAAAUAGAUGAGCGUUUGAAAACUAUCAACCAGGAAUUUCUAGACACUAAAGAAGAUUUAUACGAAGAGAAAUUAAAAGAUUUGCAGGACGAAUUACUGGCAGUUGAAGACGGGAGACAUCAAUUUUAUACUGAAUGUUUGGCAGAUUUGGAACAACAAAGGCAAAAGACGAUCAACGACGCAAAGUUAAUGAUGGUCUAUCAAAUUUCUUGUGUAGAUCAUGAGUUCGAACUGACUUCGAAGAAAGUCCAUGAAGAGUGUAUGAGAGAAAGACAAGAUUUACAAAAUGCCAUGUUUACUUUAGUGAAUGAGAAGCGUAAAAAGUUAAAAGAGGAGAAACAUGGCGAAGGACCAUUUGCCAAACUAUUGAAGUUGCUAUAUCCUUAA
Mycotypha africana is the source of this 831-nucleotide messenger RNA. RefSeq names its product Sds3-like-domain-containing protein. Gene Ontology annotation, molecular function: histone deacetylase binding. Gene Ontology annotation, biological process: negative regulation of transcription by RNA polymerase II. Gene Ontology annotation, cellular component: Sin3-type complex. The transcript is spliced from 5 exons. Lineage: Eukaryota; Fungi; Mucoromycota; Mucoromycetes; Mucorales; Mycotyphaceae. The record is from RefSeq and is a predicted model, not a curated record. The coding region runs from base 1 to 831 and encodes 276 amino acids.